CCAUUCAUUAAUUUUCUCCCUUCAACUAUUUUCCUUUCAUUUUUCCCUUCUUCAUUUUGUUAUUUUCCUUCACUUUCUUUUCUUCAUUCAAAAAAUUUAAAAAAUGUCAACAAGUUUUUUCCUUCCUAUUUUCCUUUCUUUCAUUUUCCUCCAUUCAACUAAUGCUAACUAUUGGCCACUAUCACCUGGUUAUUAUCCAAGUACAAAAUUUAAGUCCAUGAGUUUUUAUCAAGGAUUUAAAAAUCUUUGGGGUCCUAAUCAUCUCAGUGUAGAUAACAAUGGCAUUAAUAUUUGGCUUGAUAGAAAUUCAGGAAGUGGAUUCAAGUCGGUUAAACCGUUUCGAUCCGGGUAUUUUGGGGCAUCCAUUAAACUCCAACCCGGUUAUACGGCUGGAGUCAUUACAGCUUUCUACCUUUCAAAUAAUGAAGCACAUCCAGGGUUCCAUGAUGAAGUGGACAUAGAAUUUCUUGGCACAACAUUUGGAAAACCAUACACAUUACAAACAAAUGUUUAUAUUAGAGGAAGUGGAGAUGGAAAAAUUAUUGGAAGGGAAAUGAAAUUUCAUUUGUGGUUUGAUCCCACAAAAGAUUUUCAUCAGUAUGCUAUUUUGUGGAGUCCUAGAGAAAUCAUAUUUUUGGUGGAUGAUGUGCCAAUAAGGAGGUAUGUAAGAAAGAGUGUUGCAACAUUUCCACUAAGGCCAAUGUGGUUAUAUGGAUCCAUAUGGGAUGCAUCUUCAUGGGCUACUGAAAAUGGAAAAUACAAAGCUGAUUAUAGGUAUCAACCAUUCUUCGGAAAAUUCACGAAUUUCAAGGCGAGUGGUUGCACCGCCUAUUCGCCUCGAUGGUGUCACCCUGUGUCCGCCUCACCCUAUCGAUCCGGUGGCCUUAGUAGGCAUCAACACCAGGCCAUGAAUUGGGUUCAAAGGCACUAUUUGGUAUACGACUAUUGCAGGGACUUUAAAAGAGAUCACUCCCUUACACCGGAAUGUUGGCGUUAAAGCGAGUUGUUGAAGCUGUGGGAUGUAAAAGUACAUCAAUGAUACACAUGUCAAUCUUUCAUAGGAUUAAUAUCCUAUUUUAUGUGAACUAUCCUUUUUUUUUUCUUCCUUUUUAUUGGGUAUGGGUUGGGUGGGGUGGGGUAGGUGUCUUGUGAUGGGUCCACUUGUCAAUAGCAAUUGCAAGAGUAGUUGAGCAUCCAAGCCUAUAGAUUCCAAAAUGAAAAAUUAAUAAUACAACAAAAAAUAAUUGAAAAUGGUUUGUCCUUUUAUUUAUGAAAUUUUGUGCAAACAUUAGUUUACUAUUUUUAUUACCCAAAGGAUUUAAAAAAGAAAUUCAUAAAAGAGGGUCAUGGACAAUUUAGGACUAUGCAUGGAUGGUGGGGUAUGAAAUGAGUGCAUUCACUUUGUUUAUUUAAUUUUUCUCAAUAAAGAAAGUUUUUUGUGUCUCUAUUUCUUUUCCUUUAAUUUUUGUUGUCUAGUCCCUUUUUGGACCUCACAUCUCAAGAAAUUUAUUUUUGUUUAUACCAAUCUCCAGAGUUGUAUUGUGAUCAAUCAGAUCGCUCUAUCUUAAUCAAAAGAUUUCAUGUUGAAAUUUUGGA
Molecule: messenger RNA, 1596 nt
Organism: Solanum dulcamara
Lineage: Eukaryota; Viridiplantae; Streptophyta; Magnoliopsida; Solanales; Solanaceae
Product: probable xyloglucan endotransglucosylase/hydrolase protein 32
Exons: 4
Coding region: 104-997 (297 amino acids)
Biological process (GO): cell wall biogenesis; xyloglucan metabolic process
Cellular component (GO): apoplast; cell wall
Molecular function (GO): hydrolase activity, hydrolyzing O-glycosyl compounds; xyloglucan:xyloglucosyl transferase activity
Source: RefSeq, a predicted model, not a curated record